AGGCAAAGUAACAUUCCAUAUAUAAUGGUGAAUAUUUAAAUAAAUCACCAAUUUGCAGUAAAAGACAAAAAUUAUAAACUGUGACGAGGAAUCCCACCUUCGCCUUUCUCUUUCCUCAAAUCGUCAGCUCGCCUCAGUUCCUUUUUUUUUUUUUUUUUCCUUAUCUCCAAUAAUUCAGAUUACUUUUUUCGCUCCGUUUUUGUGUUUAAUUACUUCGCUUUGGCGAAAACAAGGAAAAUCAGACAUUCGUUAUAGAGUUUAAUGCUAAAUUUGGGAGAAUGAAGUUCUGUAUCAAAUACGAGGAGAUGAUGCAGUCGCUGGGGCAGAAGAAAUUACCUCGGAUUGGUUGCCGGAGCCUCAACAAUAUUUUGGAAGGUUGCAGAAAAAAGCUCAGUUCACAUACUGUUGCUGUUCAUGACGAUCAAGAUAAUGCUGAUGGGAUUUCUGCUGAUCCACAACCCUGUUCAGUGUGUGACGGGACGUUCUUCCCUCUGCUUCUCAAGGAAAUGUCUGGAGUAGUAGGAUUCUUCAAUAGCAGAGCGCGGACAUUGCUUGAUCAUCACUUGCCAUCGGGUUGCUGCAAGUGCUUUUUAUGGUUGGGAGUUAGAUUACUGGGAAACGACGUUGAGCUGAUUCAAGAAUGUGAAAAUCUGAUAGCUUAUGCUACCAUUAACACCAUUGCUUUGCGCAGAAUGCUCAAGAAAUACGACAAGAUUCAUUAUUCUAAGCAAGGUCAAGCUUUCAAGUCGCGUGCUGUAAGCAUGCGGAUUGAGGUCCUUCAAUCACCGUGGCUCUAUGAGCUUAUGGCUCUCCACAUAAAUGUAAGAGAGUCUAAAGAAAAUAUGGGAAAUGCUCCUUUACAAUUAGAGGGGUUCUCUCUCCUAUUCGACAAUGGGAAGCCAUCUCUGUCUUUUGAGCUCUUUGAUUCAAUCAAGCUCAACAUUGAGCUAACCUGCUCCAUAUGCUUGGAGACAUUAUUUGAUCCCGUAUCUCUUGGCUGCGGUCAUCUCUUUUGCUACAUGUGUGCGUGUAAAGCUAGUUCAGUGAGCAUAGUGGACGGGCUGAAGGCGGCUAGCGUGCGUAAAAAGUGUCCAGUAUGCCGCGAGGUAGGAGUGUAUGAAUCUGCUGUGAAUUUGGAAGAAAUGCAUAUCCUAUUAAAAAGAAGUUGGCCUGAGUAUUGGGAAGAACGGCGCAAGACGGAGAAAGCAGAGAGAGUUGAGGAGGCAAAGCAGCAUUGGCAGUCUCAGGCAGCCAGGUUUAUGGGUAUUUGACUACAACCUCACUCACUCUCCUUCUCUUGUAAUUAUCUUUUUAGCCCUCCAAAAUCUGCCUGUAUAUAUGAAAAAUGUGAUCAUCAUCUUUGUCAUCUUCCAUUUGUUUCUGAAUUCCAACUUACAUUCUCAUCAAAUAUAACUUAUCCAACUACUUGUCACA
Molecule: messenger RNA, 1434 nt
Organism: Salvia miltiorrhiza (redroot sage)
Lineage: Eukaryota; Viridiplantae; Streptophyta; Magnoliopsida; Lamiales; Lamiaceae
Product: E3 ubiquitin-protein ligase NLA-like
Exons: 6
Coding region: 279-1271 (330 amino acids)
Source: RefSeq, a predicted model, not a curated record